AACAGUCCAUCAAAUAAAGUCCUGGAGGAUCAGAGUCCAACAGAAGGGCAAUUUUCCACCACUAAAGCAUCUACUUAACCUGGUAUUAACUGGUGAGUUAAAUCAAGUGUUUUUGCUCAGGGAAAUCACCAAACUGCACUGCACCCUGCCCCUACAGGACUGGAACUAAUGACCAUUUAAAGUUAGUACAGACCAAAGUGCUUUAAAUGAGUGCACAGUCUAGGAGUUAUUUGCACUUUAUUUGAAAUCCCAACCCAUUUUUCUGCCUUAUGGUCCAGACCCUUUGAGCUGGUAAGAUGAGCCAUUGAUUGAGGAAGAGUGUCUGUUUGGCUCUGGUGCUAAAUAAUUCAGUUAGCCUUGAGUCACUUGCCUUUGUACCUGGCCCUUUCUAUUACUGAAUUAAUUAGAUUUAAUAAAAAAUGUGAUAUUUACAUGAGUUACAUAGGUGCUAAUAUUUUUGCAUUUUGUGGAGUUACUGAGUAUUAUGCUGCUGUGCAUUACUGUGUACUGCUUUUGGGAAUAAGUACAGUAUAUGGUUACUGUUUUCGUAUUUGUGAUUGAGCCCAGAGUUGAGCUUUCUGAGGAAAUCAAUCUCGUUUCACUAGUCUUCCCUGAGGAUACACUGUCCGAGUGUGUUUCUGUCAUGUGGUUGGUAGAUCUUAACAUGUAUCAUUUAAUCUGUCUAAUCCAGAGCAAGGGAUUUAAUUGCACUGGUGUGACUGUGAUCCUCUCACAGACGUUCUAAUUAGCUUCCACCAUCCUGCUACAUCCCCAUGCUGAAACUGGGCCACUUUCCAUCCCUUGGAGAGGGAGCUAGCUGUCAGAGUAUGGGAGGAAGAUAUUUAUAGCAAAAUGGGGCCUCACUUUACCCUUUUUGGAGAGAGAAUUAUUAAGGAUCUGUGCUACACUGUUCCAGUUUCACAGUGUUAGCUCUGCAGGCAAGACUAGUCAGACUUGCCAGAGAUGCAGAGUCAACGUGACGGAGGAAAGGAUUUCGGCACUGUGUGCCCAUCACCAUUUUAUGUGUCAAUACUGCGCAUGGUUGACUUUGAUGAUGGAGGGAAUUGGGAAGGUUUUCCUCCUUGCCUCCUAAUGCUUGACUAGAGGAUGUGGUGAAUAAAAUUAGGAGCCACUGAGGUGGGAGAAGUGCACUGGAUAUUUUUUUUUCUUCACUUGUUGACUCAGGCAAAAUGAAGAGAUUCCUGCAAAGUAAGAAAGGGAGGUCCUCCUUACAGCAAUACCAGAAGUCUGGCCCACGCUAUGCACCUAAAGAUUUCUUUCUUACCAUGCCAACAUCUAACCACGGCUGGCCAGAAGAGUUUGGCUUCCAGCUUGGGGGCACUGGACCCAGCUAUAUCCUUACUAUGGGGGAGGGUAGCAGUGCUCAUCUAUCUGGCCUGCAGCCUGGAGACCAGGUGCUGGAGAUUGAAGGGCAGGAUGUGUCCAGUCUGGGAGCUCAGGCAGUCAUCGCCCUGGCACAGGCACAAAAGAACAUCCCACCCAGCAUUGGCGUGGUCUCCAGAAUACAGCAGAUGGAUAUUACCCCAGGUCCUGAUGGUCAUUUUGGCUUUACUAUUGUGGGAGACUGCCCCUUGCUGGUGGAGGACUGCUCUCCCUGCUCCCCUGCUGGGCGCAGUGGUCUGAGGGCUGGUGAUUAUGUCAUGGAAGUGAACGGAAUCCCUGUGAAGCAUCAUGAGAUGGCUGCUGCCUUAAUAAAGUCGUCACAGGGUCGCACGCUGCGCCUUGAAGUGCUCUGCAUGGGCAGCCGGCAGAAGCGUAGCAGCAGCAUAGAUGAGUGGCAGAAAGACAACGAAGGCACGCGGCUGGACCGCAAACAUAAAGCCUUAGAGUUCAAUAAAAGGAUUGAGGAGGUGUUGGGGAAUGAGCCUGAGUUGAGAGAAGCUGUUUGCUGUGCUAAAGCAGUUUGCUGCUGAGAGGAAGGUGGACUGGCUGGCAUCUGUCCUUCCUGACAUCCUGACCACUGAGGAGCAUCAACAACUAAUUUCUAAUGUCAGGUAGGCAUCAGACCUCUAUACAGUUUUUACUGUGUUCUAAAAAGCACUCUAUUUCAGUGCUUCUCUGACCUGAAACACUUUUAGCACGUCUGUGCUGUCAGGUGGCCACUAGAGGGCCUCAGAGUUGAUUCUUUCACUUGAGAUUCAGGCUAAUGUUCAUUUAAAGGAUGUAACAGGUAAUGUUCUGAUUUUGCUAUGCAGAAUCUGGUAAUAAAUUGCAAGAGGACCUGCAGUGUUUGUGUCAAGUUUUAGAGGUAGAUUAGUCGGUGUUAGUCAGUCUGACUACAUAAUGCUGUUGAUCAGUUGGAUCCCAUCUGCUACUGUUGUGCUCAGGAUUAUCCGCUGGCUUUAUUGUGUGGGAGAUAUGCAUGUCCAUAAGUGAAAUUCCUGUACUAGUUCAGUGGCAUGAUAUUUCAUGUGCAUCACCAUAGCUGAUCUAGUGCUGACACAGCUCUGUGUCCCAACACAAUCUGUCUGCUUGGCAAGCACCUACACUAAAAUUGGAUUGAUACAGAGAAGGUUAACGUGGCCUUUAUGACAGGAUGACAA
Molecule: messenger RNA, 2564 nt
Organism: Ictalurus punctatus (channel catfish)
Lineage: Eukaryota; Metazoa; Chordata; Actinopteri; Siluriformes; Ictaluridae
Product: delphilin
Exons: 4
Coding region: 1191-1934 (247 amino acids)
Biological process (GO): signal transduction
Cellular component (GO): nucleus; plasma membrane
Molecular function (GO): protein binding
Source: RefSeq, a predicted model, not a curated record